AUGCGUCCGAUGGGCAUGCACCGAUUUGGUGGCGUUGCUGCAUUACGCCACCAAACCAUAUCACCACAGCGGCUCUCGCGUCUGUAUGUACCGACUGUAUCAGCCGAUGCUUUGGGCUCUCUUGACACGCUGGAGAGUGUGCGGCGCUUGCUUCGGGGAGGGUAUAUUCGACAGUCAGCAUCUGGCACAUACACGUAUCUGCCAAUAGGCCUGCGCAUGCUCAAGAAGCUUACAGCGAUUAUUGAGGAUGAAAUGCACCAAAUCAGUGCAUCGCAGCUGGAAUUACCGCAGCUAUUAUCGCCAGCACUAUGGCACAAAACCGGCCGCUUCGAGGCCAUGGGCAGUGAGCUCUUCCGGCUGAAAGAUCGUCGUGGAAACGACAUGAUUCUCGCCCCUACUCAUGAAGAAGAAAUUACGAAGCUUGUAGGUAUGGAGAUCGACAGUGCAAAGUCUCUACCUGUACGUGUCUUUCAGAUUGGCCGUAAGUUCCGUGACGAACCACGGCCUCGUGCGGGUCUGUUGCGCACGAAAGAGUUUCUUAUGAAGGAUAUGUAUUCGUUUGACGUGUCUGUAGAAGAUGCGCGCAUAACAUACGAGGAUGUGCUUUGUGCGUAUGAACGCAUAUUCCAACGCGUCUUCUGCUGGGACCAAGCCCGCUCGUCUGAGACGACGUGGAUGCGAGCUACAGCAGAUUCAGGCACUAUGGGAGGUAAGCUCUCUCACGAAUUUCAUGUGCCUGAUCCGGCUGGUGAAGACACCCUUCUUUCUUGCGACCAAUGCUCGUAUACAUCCAAUGUUGAGUGUGCUAAGUCGCUCGGUCGUGGCACUAAGCAAGAAGAACAAGGUCAUCAGCACGGCCGAGAUGAGACUGUUACCAAUGCUGCUCGGGCGGGCGAUCGAUGUGCUUCGUGCACACAUGGAACGCUCCGGGAACACAAGGCAAUCGAAGUUGGUCACACUUUUCUCCUGGGUACACGUUACUCCGAGGCACUAGGGUAUCACGUUGUGCCACGGCAUGCAGACCCAAAGCGACCAGAGCGUGUGCCACUGCAGAUGGGCUGCUACGGUAUUGGGAUUACGCGCGUUCUUGGUGCACUAGCCCAGCGGGCAGCACGUGAAUUUGAUGCAUGGCAUGCAGCGACGGCGCAAACAAGUUCGAUGCCAUUGCAACGCCGUCGCCCACAACGAGUGGGAUUCUUUUGGCCAUGUGAAAUUGCGCCAUUCCGUGCUCUGGUCCUCCCGUCCACACCCCAGCACAUGGAUAUCGCCAUGCGUUUGUGCACCCAGCUGGAUGGCGGUCUUGCUGUUACUUGGGCCGAUGGAAUGCAGGAGUUGCUCCACGUCCCAAAUGAGGAUGUUGCACUUGAUGAUCGGACGCACCAAUCACUGGGCUCCCGCCUGUUUGACAGCGACCUCAUGGGGUAUCCGAUUGUGCUGAUUUUGGGCAAACACUACGAUCAGACUGGCGAAGUGGAAGUACGUCAGGCUGGACAGCCCGUGCGGUAUGCCAAAUGCCAUGUGUCAAGCUAG
Messenger RNA from Malassezia globosa CBS 7966, 1530 nucleotides. RefSeq lists its product as uncharacterized. Gene Ontology annotation, biological process: prolyl-tRNA aminoacylation. The coding region runs from base 1 to 1530 and encodes 509 amino acids. NCBI's taxonomy places the organism in Eukaryota, Fungi, Basidiomycota, Malasseziomycetes, Malasseziales, Malasseziaceae. The record is from RefSeq and is a predicted model, not a curated record. The transcript has a single exon. Gene Ontology annotation, cellular component: mitochondrion; cytoplasm. Gene Ontology annotation, molecular function: ATP binding; proline-tRNA ligase activity.